Molecule: messenger RNA, 1482 nt
Organism: Sungouiella intermedia
Lineage: Eukaryota; Fungi; Ascomycota; Pichiomycetes; Serinales; Metschnikowiaceae
Source: the annotation of a GenBank genome assembly
AUGCGUGAUCGUGCUCAGCUUGAUGCUAAAUCACUCGCUGUUCUUCAUCACUUGGAGUCCUACGUCAACGGCGACGAGCAAGCUGAUGCAUCUAUAGUUUCUGACUACAUAAGGUUCAUUGGAAUGGACCAUGCAGUGGUGGCGGGGCCUGGAGACAUACUUUCGAGUGCUGUCUUGACAAGCUUUGUUCCACUUCUCUCCAGGAUCUUAAAUUGUGACUUGUAUGCUGACAUAUAUGUUCAAUUGUUGACAGCCAUGUUGGAACAAUUGUCAUUUGGAAAUGUCACUAAAUAUUUCUCUGAAGAGAAUGUAAUGGAAGCUUUGAACUCUUCUCAAUACGCAGUUGUCUACAUGGCAAUUCAUGUCGUGAAGGUCAAUUUGUCCCGUGGAGACGUUGAAGUUGCCAAAUUUUUAGUGAAGUUUCCAGCCUUGCAAUCGCUCACUAAGAGAUUAUUGGAUUCAGUUGAUGUUCCAACUCGCAUAGUGUCUGAUACUGAAGAAUGCAUUCGAAUAUUUGCAGGGCUGGAACACUUCAACAUCGCCGGAUGGGAAUUCAUUGAAGAUGUGCAUAAAUCUAGUGCCAUGAAUGAUGCAAGUCUUUUGGGACGUUACUUGUCGGUUAUCCAAUCUUUAGCGCUCAAAAUCUCUUCUGAAACAGCACGUCUUCUUUCGGACUUUGACAUGACAAAAAUCCUCAAUGAGGACCCCGAGACCGCUGACCCAUUUUUGGCAUCGAUGCUUAUUGCAUUCUACUCGUUCAUGUUGACUAAGGUCCCCUUCUAUCUGAUUCAAAAACCUGUUGAUCAGUGUGUUCAAGACUUCGCUAAACGUCGCCAAGAAGACAGAUUCGAUUUUAUUGUCGACCCUACUUUGAUGGAUUUGUUGUCGAGGGCGUCCCUCGCUUCGAAUGAGUCCCAGAGCUAUUUAAAGUUGGAGUUCGAAAGGAUUCCACUGUUGACCAGGUUUGACUUCUCCUCCCCUGAAGAUGUCCGGUACUUUUGCAAACUUGACUUGUCCGUGAUACCCAGGAAGGCCGAAUUCUUCGACAGCAAUUUCACGAGUUGGACGUUCCAGAAUCUGUCGUAUGCACAUUUUCGUUGCUUGAUUCAUUUGAUUGAUAAUGAGGAGCUAUUUGCAAUGCUCGUCGACAGCGCUAAGCUAGAAGAAAAAGUUUUGAUCAAGCUCCCACAUGAUCUUCUUUAUGAGUUCGCUGAGAGAGUAACUAGGUAUGAUUACUCUGCAACCCAGCUUUUCCGCCAGCCUUAUCUUGUCCUUAAUCAGCUCAUAGUAGCGGAUCCGGCCAUAGUGAAUCCAGAGAUCUGGGAGUUGAAGAAACAGGCUUUGCAGAAUUUAUUGUUGUACAGAAACGUCGACAUGGGAGCUUGGAAACAAGCUCUCAUGAGCUGCUACAAGGAAAUGCUUAAUGGCCGCCUCGUGAAGUCCGUGGAACCGAAAGUUGAUGUUACAGAUGAAGCUAUGUAA